Messenger RNA from Bombus pyrosoma, 1249 nucleotides. RefSeq lists its product as uncharacterized. Lineage: Eukaryota; Metazoa; Arthropoda; Insecta; Hymenoptera; Apidae. The record is from RefSeq and is a predicted model, not a curated record. The transcript is spliced from 3 exons. Bases 313 to 1071 code for a protein of 252 amino acids.
AUAUAUAAGAUGAACUAAACUUUUAACCUCAAAUUGUCAACUGAAAACCUUACGUAUAAAAUAUUUCUAAAAUGUUAGAGGCAGAGGAUUUUUACAUAAAGUAGUAUAAUUCUUUUACAUGUUGAAUACAGUUAUUAAUACUUUACAGAUAUAAAGUUUAUCAACAAUAUUUGUAAAAGUUGGUCAAAGCAGUGUAUGUGAUAAAAAUUCUUAAUAUGUAUUAUUUAUACUGUAAUGUUCUAAUGGCCCUACAUACAACGAAACAACAUUCUCAUAUGUUUAAAGAAGCGUCUAUUUUGCGGAAUUAGAAAAAUGGAUAGUUCUAUAAAAUUGGUUGUACAUAAAGGCGGCACAAUUUUCGAUAGCAUUAUUGUUACACCUUAUUCUGUAAUUAAAUAUGAGCAGAAAGUAAAAGAAACUAAAAGUACAUGUCAGACAAAUGUUGACAUAAACAAAGUCAAUGAAAGUAACGAGAUACAAGUAAACAGAGUUUGCCUAAACAAGAAAGGACUUAAUGCCUAUGUUGUGUCAGCAUAUAUUAUAACAUUAGCAAAUUCACAAACAUAUCGAAAAGCUGCACUUAAAAAAUUAUUACAAUAUUUAAUAUACGGAUUGUCAAACAGAGUGAAUUUAGAAAUGAUUUUAAUAAGAUUGAAAAUGCCAAGGAAACAAUUUUUAGAUUACAAAUGGAAUGAGAGAAUGACCCAAAUGACGAUGGAAAGAAGAGAAAUUGAUCAUGCUAUGUCUUGGUUGUCUACUUUGGGUGGAGCAUUUUCAGCUUUAGGAGAAGAAUUUCAACAAUGUGCACAGAUGGCUGGAAAAAUUUCCAUGAAGCAAUUUGAACUAGCACUUCGUCUCAGAGAUCCCUUUUUAAUUGCUCGUUGUAAACUAUAUACUGCCUUAAGCUUAAUUCAACAAGGCCAAUUAAAAGAACCAAAAAGAAUGAUAAGGUGUAUUUACAAAUUUUCUAUAAGUUGGAAUGAUAUUCGUUUGCAAAAUAUGUGUCAAGGUGUAUGGGCAAAACUUCAAUAUUGUUAUAAAAUACAAAAAGAACGGCAUAGAAUUGUUUAAUAUUAGUGAUAUAUAAAAUUUCUAACCAUAGUUUAAAAUUAGGCUAAUUAAAUUUGAUAUUUAUGUUUAGAAAUAAAUAAUGUGUGUAAAAUAUUGUUUCCAAAGAUGUAUUUUUUGUAAUUAUUAAAUAAAUGUUACUGAAAGAUAUUUGUUAAAUCAAAAGUAAUGACUAAACAUA